AUGGACUGGUGCCUCAUCGAGAGCGAUCCCGGGGUCUUCGGCGAGCUGGUCCAUCGAAUCGGCGCGCGUGGCGUCGCAUUCACAGAACUCUACUCGCUAGACGUUGAUGAACUUCGUCGUAACGAACCAAUCUACGGACUCAUAUUUUUGUUCAAGUGGCGCGGCGGUCACAGCUCGAGCGCAGUUGAGGUCGAUGAAAACCCACCGCAAGAUUUGUUCUUCGCGUCGCAAGUGAUUCACAACGCGUGCGCCACGCAAGCGGUGCUUAGCGUGUUGUUGAACGCCGAACAAGAAGUUGAGUUGGGCGAGACGCUCCAAACGCUAAGGGAGUUCACCCUCGACUUCGAUGCUGAAACGAAAGGGAUGAGUAUCUCCAACUCGGACAUCAUUCGCGACGCACAUAACUCGUUCGCGCGUCCAGAACCAAUCGUCUUGCAGUCUAGGCCUGCGCAAGAGGACGACGACGUGUUUCACUUUGUUGCCUACGUACCAAGAGGCGGUUCCGUCUUCGAACUCGAUGGUUUGCAGAGAGGGCCGAUCAAUCACGGAAGCUUUGGCGACGGGCAUUGGUUAGACGUAGCGGUUCCGGCGAUUCAACGGAAGAUCGCGUCAUUCGCGUCGAAUGAGAUCAAGUUUAAUCUCAUGGCUGUUACGAAGGAUCCUAGAAUCGCAAUUUCACAGCGACUCGAGGAACUACGGUCGUCGAGCACUGGCGCCGCGGAUGAGAUCGCGCAUUUGCAGCGCGAAUUAGAAGUCGAAGAGGCUAAAGUGGCUGAAUGGAGGAACGAUAAUAUACGACGUAGGCACAAUUAUAUCCCGUUGGUCUUCGCACUCCUGAAGGAAGUUGCCGCCGCGAAGAAAUUGACAGAAGCGCUGGAACAGGCAAAGAAACGCGCGGAAGCGCAGAAAUAG
This is a messenger RNA of Ostreococcus lucimarinus CCE9901, 912 nucleotides long. RefSeq lists its product with no specific name. Gene Ontology annotation, molecular function: cysteine-type deubiquitinase activity. Gene Ontology annotation, biological process: ubiquitin-dependent protein catabolic process; protein deubiquitination. The transcript has a single exon. NCBI's taxonomy places the organism in Eukaryota, Viridiplantae, Chlorophyta, Mamiellophyceae, Mamiellales, Bathycoccaceae. Bases 1 to 912 code for a protein of 303 amino acids. Gene Ontology annotation, cellular component: cytoplasm. The record is from RefSeq and is a predicted model, not a curated record.